This is a messenger RNA of Funneliformis caledonium, 411 nucleotides long. Lineage: Eukaryota; Fungi; Glomeromycota; Glomeromycetes; Glomerales; Glomeraceae. The record is from the annotation of a GenBank genome assembly.
AUGUCUCUUGCUUCAAUUAUGCGUAAGAAUAUACCAAGGGAGGAGUCAGAAAAGAAGCAAUCAGGGUAUAAGAUCAAUAUUAUUUUUUGUAUUGACAAUAUAGAGUAUUUCAGCGCAGAAACUUUCACCGACAAAGAUCCUCAUAAUUUGAAGCCAAUCUCUUACAAAUAUAAAUUAUUUAGGGAAAUGAAAGAUCAGUUAGAUCGUCUACUGAAGAAAUUGAAAUUUACGAAAGAAAUGAUCAAGAUGAAAGUUAGUGAAACCUGUUUUAUACAUUUGAAAAAGGUUUUAAUGAACAACAUUAAGAAGUAUUCAGAAAGUCUCAAUGCCCUAAAGAAUGUGUUGAAGUUAAAGAAUGAUAUAAUUGGUGUUCUUAAGGUUGUUAAUAAAUAUGAUUUAAUGUUAGAAUAA